Microcebus murinus (gray mouse lemur) is the source of this 6828-nucleotide messenger RNA. NCBI's taxonomy places the organism in Eukaryota, Metazoa, Chordata, Mammalia, Primates, Cheirogaleidae. The record is from RefSeq and is a predicted model, not a curated record.
CACUGUAGCCUGGGCAACAAAGUGAGACUCUGUCUCAAAAAAAGAAAGAAAGAAAUUCUUCAGACCCGCUUGCUCUGGAGUGGCGCUGUCUUCAGUCCUUACGAAGCUCCCUGGGCAGCUCUCAUGGUGAUCCGGGGCUGGCCACUGCUGUUUUACAGUUCAUAUAAAUGGUGUCACUGUUAACAUGUCCUACUGCAACUUGCUUUGCUCGACAUUACUAUAUAUAUAAAAUUAUUUUUUAAGAGACAGGGUCUCGCUAGGUUGCCCAGGGUAGACCUGAACUCCUGGGCUCAAACAAUCCUCCCGCCUUAGCCUCCCGAGCAGCUGGGACUACAGGUGGCUUUUUGCUCAUCGUUAGAGUUUGGAUCUUUUCCGUGGGCAUGUGUGUAGGUCUAGGACAGGUCAUUUUUCUCCCCUGCUAUUACUUCUUUUUGUGAUUGUGUGUCACAGAGAAAGUAUCUGUUUACCUUUUGGUGGCCAUUUAGGUGAUUUCCUGUUGGGGCUGUAACAGUGCUCUGAUGAGCAUUCUAGAAUGUGUUUCCUUGUGUGCUAUGGCCAGAGGCUGUCUUGGGAAUAUGCCUUGCGGUGGAAGUGCUGAACCUGCCACCUCUCCCAGCUGUUGCCAAGUCGCUCUCCUAAGCGGUUGUACCAGUGCGUCCCAGCAGCGCUCCAGGGCUCCCUUCAGUCCACGUCCUGCUUCGUGCAAGGUCUCGGCCCUUGCCGAGACAGUCUACUCAGCCAUGAGAUGGUGCGUUUACGGACCCCCCGCACCCCACCAGGCUAGUUGGAAACAGUUGGGGAGAUGGUUCACGUGGCCGGCUUAGCCAGGACCUGACACCCACUGGCCCCUCACACUCAGAGGAGGAGGCAGGCUGGGGAGGGCUUUGACCUUUGCCCUCAAGGGCAUCCAGGACAGUGACCCAACUCUCCUUGGGGGGCAGCUCACAGGGCUGACAGCUGGGAAAGGGAACUGUAUUAACUAGAAACGCCCUUCAGAGGAGGCAAGGGGGAAGGAGGCGAAGGUUGGAAAGGGCUGGGCAAAGCCUUGUUACAGUCUUUUGAUGUGUCUGAUUGUUGGUCCCAGUGGUGACCAGCACAGCCCGCCACUGCGCUCCUGUGCUGACCAGAGAGGUCAGGGCUAUGUAGGAGGAUGCACAGGCAGAGGGGUUGGGGGGUGGGGCACAGGGACUGUGGGACUCCAGAGGAGGUAUCUGACCCAGCCUGGGGGUCCAUGAGGGCUUUCUGGAGAAGGUGACAUCUGGAUGAGGAGAAAGAGUGAGCCAGGCCUAGAAAGGGGGUAGAAAGAGCAUAGCAGGUAGUGGGUACAGAAAGUGCAAAGGCCCUGAGGUCCAGAUGAGCUCGGGGUGUUCAAGGACCAUCGCACAGGCCAGUGUGGCCCAGUGGGGGAGGGGGUCAGAGAGGAAGAGGAUGAGGCAGACGAAGCAGGACUGACAGGCAGAGGUAAGGCAUGCAGAUUUCGUUCUGUGUGUAAUGAGAAGUCAUUAGAGGGCUUUGGCGACAUCUGGUUUCCCUGUUAUGAGAUUGCUCAGGCUGCUGUGUGGGGAGCAGAUCGUGGCGCAGGAAGGGACAGGGAGCCUAUGGACAGGCUGCUGUGAUAGUCCAGGAGGAGAGGGUGGAUGGGAUGAAGGUGACAGUCAUGGAGGAGGGUCCCAUGUGCCAGCCGAGAUCGUCAGCACUUUGCCCACGUUAACUCAUUCGAUCUUCGCAGCAGCCUAUAUGAAGCGGGUGCUAUUAUCAUCCCCGCUUUAAAAAUGAGAAAACUGAGCCCCAGAGCGUACGUGACUUGCCUAAGCUCACACAGCAGGCAAGAGGCAGAAGUAGGCUUUGAACCCCGGUCCCCAGGGCUGCAGAGUCACCGCUCGUCGGGGCUGCCUGCCAUUGGUUUGGAACUGGCUUUGAAGGAUGGGGCUGGUUCCUGUCCAGUUGGUUCUUACCCAGGCUCCUCUUUAGACAGAAGCUCCUGGGGGACCUGUUCCACCUGGGUAGUUUCUGGGCACUGGGUCCCCUCAGGGCCACCUAGUAGCUCCUUUCCUUUCUUGUCCAGAGCCCCCCCUCCUUGCGCUGCUGGCUCGUGGUGAGCCAGACAUCCUGGCCAGACGUUAGGGGUGUCCCCGCAGCUGUUUCUCCCAUCACCCGAGCCGGGCCGCCACAGAUGCUGCCAGCAGGAAGCAGUCUCCGUCCAAGUCACAGCCAGGGAAAUGGGACCCUUCCCGCCCAGGCCACCCAUCUGGGGCCAGGGCUUAUUGUCUGCCAGACGCCUUGGCCCACAGGAAGGUUGUAGGGGCCAAGGAGGGUGAGAAGGGGAACUCUCCCAGGUCCCAGGGGACCCAGCUAUGGCGGAUGUGACUGAAGCCAUUGCUCACUGCAGCCUGUCUCCUGGGGCCCUCGGGUCCUGCCCUGACCUUCCCAUGUUUGCGAGGCCAUCUGCUGCUGUCCUAAGGGACAGCGGGAAUUUCCCUGCCGGGCAGUGCAUGCCAACACGUCCCUCAGCCUGUCCCCCCUAGCUGGGAGCUCCCGGGACCUCCCGUUUGUCGCUUACUAAAUGGGGGUGUUAGUGGCUACUUCUCAGGGCUGUGGAAGGAUUUGAAGAGAGCAUGCGCGUGUGUAAAAUGCUAGCCCGGUGCCGGGCACGCAGGAAGCUCUUGGUGAGCACUGAACGUCAUAGUUCUGUAGGAGCCAUGGUUCAAUCUCCUCGCACCCUGCCCUCCUCUGGGCGCCCAGCCGUAUCGAUCCCUCGAUAGCCCCCAGCUCUGGCGUCCAGGCUCGGUGAGCCGAGCACCGGCACGGCACGUGCGACUUACUGUCGGGUGGCUCUGCACAGAGACCCUGGGACGGCGGUGUUAUUAACCUCAUUUCUCUUUUCCUGCAUUUUAAUUUUCAAAAGGCACAUUUUUGCUCCAUGUGCGCAUAUUACCUGUUCCUCUAAAUAAUAAUUGAAAAAGCACACACACAGCUCAAAAGAUACACGGAGACGAGCAAAUCUCUUUCCCGCCCGCUGCCGGCGACAGCCACUGUCCCACUUUCUUUUCUUUCCUGCACUAUUGGUUCCUGCAAGUGUUCUCCCCUCCUUGUAGUUUUUACUCACAUGGAGCGGACUUCCCAUGAUUGUAACAUCCUGCCCUUUGCGUCUUUCCCUCCGAAGUUCUGUGUCAGGACAGGGAGUGCUUCCUCCAGUGUCCCGUGGCACGUGUGUGCCCCCACAAUUCCCCGUGUGCCGAUGGCGGUUCAGAUCAUUCUGCGUCUGCACGUGAGCGCCGUGUGUCUGAGCUCGUGGUCUCCUGGUCUGGGAUGGGCGCCUGCCAGCCCCGCCAGUCGCGCUCCCUCCUGCCAGAGGCUGUGCCCGUUCACACUCACACCCCGCCGUCUAGUGGCACCAGCGUUUCCUCACACCCUCCCAGCGUGGACGCAGCAUUGCCUGAUGCUUUGACCUUUGCCAGUGAGACAGGUGACAAAUGGCCCUCCCCGUGGUUCUGAUUUUAAUACGAGUAAAGCGGAGCAUCUGUGUGCUGUCGAAAGCCAUCUGGGCUUUCUUCUCUGGGAGCUGUCAAUUCCUGAUUUUAUUUUCCCUGAGAAGGGGAAACUGAGGCACAGGCCAGCAACUUCACAGCAAGUAAGUGACAGAUCUGGGACUCAAACCCAGGCCUUCCCGGCUCUAUUCUGGAGUUCCUGACCUGUCUGACACAGUGGAGGUCGAGAUCAUGGACUUUGGAGCCAGCUUUGCCACUUAAUGGCUGUGUGACCCAAGGCAGGCUGCAGUGGAGCUUUUGAAGGGGACACCUUGAGAGCUGGUUGCCCUGGGCAAAGUCCUCACAUGGAGAGCCUCCCUCCGGGCCCUCCCUGCUCCCAGCCCGGCCAGCCCUGGAAACUCCUGAUAAAGCUGCAUUGUGCGGCGGUUUCGAGUUUGCCUCCCCAGCCGGGUUUCACCACUCCCACACCUCGCCACUCCCACCCGACGAUGGAAAGCACCCAUGGAAAGCGGCUCGCCACCCAGGGGCCGGCCUCCCCUGCUUCCUUCUCCCCCCGCCCGCCCCCGCGGGCAGCGGGCAGCGCUGGGCACGGGCAAAAGUAGGACACUGCAGGCUGCUGGCCUCUCCGCAGACUCGGCCCCCAGAUGAGUAACCCGAAGACCAGAGAGAAGACGUCACCCGCCUGAGGGCACUUCUAGCCCAGCCAGCAUCAGACCAGGCCUGGUAGGAGCCCGAGCCUCAGCCCUCGCGGCACUGAGGCCCCGGCGCCAUGUUUGGGAAGAAGAAGAAGCGGGUGGAGAUCUCGGCGCCGUCCAACUUCGAGCACCGCGUGCACACGGGCUUCGACCAGAACGAGCAGAAGUUCACGGGGCUGCCCCGCCAGUGGCAGAGCCUGAUCGAGGAGUCGGCUCGGCGGCCCAAGCCGCUGGUGGACCCCGCCUGCAUCACCUCCAUCCAGCCCGGGGCCCCAAAGACCAUCGUGCGGGGCAGCAAAGGUGCCAAGGAUGGGGCCCUCACGCUGCUGCUGGACGAGUUUGAGAACAUGUCGGUGACACGCUCCAACUCCUUGCGGAGAGACAGCCCGCCGCCACCCACCCGUGCCCGCCAGGAAAACGGGAUGCCGGAGGAACAGGCCGCCACGGCCAGAGGGGGCCCGGGGAAGGCGGGCGGCCGAGGCCGGGUCGCCGGUCACAGCGAGGCGGGUGGCAGCAGUGGUGACAGGCGGCGGGUCGGGCCGGAGAAGAGGCCCAAGUCUUCCAGGGAGGGCUCAGGGGGACCCCAGGAGUCCUCCCGGGACAAACGCCCCCUCUCCGGGCCUGACGUUGGCACCCCCCAGCCUGCCAAUCUGGCCGGCGGGGCGAAACUGGCGGCCGGCCGGCCCUUUAACACGUACCCGAGGGCCGAUACGGACCACCCGUCCCGGGGUGCCCAGGGUGAGCCUCGAGAAAUGGCCCCCAAUGGGCCAUCAGCGGGGGGCCUGCCCGUCCCCCAGUCCUCCUCCCGGCCUCCCACCCGCACCCGCGGCCCCCCCGGCCCUGGAGUGCUGGGCCCCCAUGCCUCCGAGCCCCAGCUGGCCCCUCCAGCCCGCACCCCGGCCGCCCCCGCUGCCCCUGGGCCGCCCGGUCCCCGCUCGCCACAGCGCGAACCGCAGCGAGUGUCGCACGAGCAGUUCCGGGCUGCUCUGCAGCUGGUGGUGGACCCAGGUGACCCUCGCUCCUACCUGGACAACUUCAUCAAGAUCGGCGAGGGCUCCACUGGCAUCGUGUGCAUUGCCACCAUCCGCAGCUCGGGCAAGCUGGUGGCCGUCAAGAAGAUGGACCUGCGCAAGCAGCAGAGGCGAGAGCUGCUCUUCAACGAGGUGGUGAUCAUGCGGGACUACCAGCACGAGAACGUGGUGGAGAUGUACAACAGCUACCUGGUGGGGGACGAGCUCUGGGUGGUGAUGGAGUUCCUGGAAGGAGGUGCCCUCACUGACAUCGUCACCCACACCAGGAUGAACGAGGAGCAGAUCGCCGCCGUGUGCCUGGCCGUGCUGCAGGCCCUGUCUGUGCUCCACGCCCAGGGCGUCAUCCACCGGGACAUCAAGAGCGACUCCAUCCUGCUGACCCACGAUGGCAGGGUGAAGCUGUCAGACUUCGGCUUCUGCGCCCAGGUGAGCAAGGAGGUGCCACGGAGGAAGUCGCUGGUCGGCACGCCAUACUGGAUGGCCCCGGAGCUCAUCUCCCGGCUUCCCUACGGGCCUGAGGUGGACAUCUGGUCGCUGGGCGUCAUGGUGAUCGAGAUGGUGGAUGGGGAGCCUCCCUACUUCAACGAGCCGCCCCUCAAAGCCAUGAAGAUGAUUCGGGACAACCUGCCACCCCGACUGAAGAACCUGCACAAGGUGUCACCCUCCCUGAAGGGCUUCCUGGACCGCCUGCUGGUCCGCGACCCGGCGCAGCGGGCCACGGCGGCCGAGCUGCUGAAGCACCCGUUCCUGGCCAAGGCGGGGCCGCCCGCCAGCAUCGUGCCGCUCAUGCGCCAGAACCGCACCAGAUGAGGCCGGCGCCCCGAACCAAAGAGCCCCUCGGGUCGCCCCAGCCCUGCCAAGGCCAGUAGGGGGCCAGCCCCCGCCCCUCCCCGCCCGGGAGACACUCCACAGGGCACCACCCUCUUUGCUGGGGGGGCACAUGGGACCCUACUACUGAACUCUGGUUUUGAUUUUACGACUUUUGAAAAAUCACAGUGACUCAUGGGAGUAAGUGAGAUUCCCAGGACCUCCCUCCCCUCCGGGACAGGCCCCUCUGUGCCCUUCUGUCUCCAGGAAGGACAGGCGGCCCUCCCAUCACUGGAAGUCUGCAGCGGGGGGGUGCUGGGGCGGAGAGAACACUAUGAAAGAGGUGCGUGUGUGUGCGUGCGAGUGUGUGUGCGUGCGUGUGCCUGCACGCUGAGGGUCCAGUUGCUCUGUCCUCCAGCCUGCAAGUCGGUGUCCCUGACACCUUGCCUGACAUCCAGCCCCCUCCCCCUGAGCCAUUGUGGGGGUCGAUCAUGAAUGUCCGAAGAGUGGCCUUUGCCCGUAGCCUGCUCACCUCUCUGGACGGGAGACGGGUUGGGGCCCCCGCCCACCCCAGCCUCUGCAGCAAAUGACUACUGCACCUGGACAGCCUCCUCUUUUCUAGAAGUCUAUUUAUAUUGUCAUUUUAUAACACUCAAGCCCCUGCCCCCACCUGGGGACAGCUGGCCCCUGCCCUCCGGGUGGCACCGGAGACAGAACUACUGCCUGAAGGAUCAGGUGCCCGCACGGUCAGCGCAGCCCCGCCCGCCCGCCUCGAGUUAGUUUUACAAUUAAAACAUUGUCUUGUUU